This is a messenger RNA of Gilbertella persicaria, 591 nucleotides long. RefSeq lists its product as uncharacterized. The record is from RefSeq and is a predicted model, not a curated record. The coding region runs from base 159 to 401 and encodes 80 amino acids. The transcript has a single exon. NCBI's taxonomy places the organism in Eukaryota, Fungi, Mucoromycota, Mucoromycetes, Mucorales, Choanephoraceae. Gene Ontology annotation, cellular component: endoplasmic reticulum membrane.
UCACAGUAGAAAAAAGUAAAUAUCAACAUCAUGGAGGGGGAGAGAGUAUUUUCUCUCCUAUAAACAGGAGGAGAAAGUGCAACUCACACUUUUAUUUGUGUAGGUAUUGUGAAUUAUGUGAACACCCUUUUACUUUUUCACCUAUUUACCGUGAUGAUAUGCCAGAAAGAGUACCUUUGCAUGUCAUCUUGUCUGGUUUAAUACGUCGAUUGGCUUCAUUGAUCAAGACAUGUUGUCGAGGAUUAGCUGUGGCACUUGUCUGGUUAGUGGUAUUGCCUAGUUUCACACUCUGGACUUGGCGUUUUUAUUUCUGGAGUGGUGAAAACAUUGGAUUUAGAGUACAGGCCAAACCAGCCACAGAAUCAGAUACAUCAUCAUUCUGGACAACUACAACAAAGUAAGUCUUUGUCUUUAGAAUGAGAUGUAUUCAUAACAAUCAUUAUUAGAACCUUUUUGUCUGAUUGUUUAGAAGGACAGAUGAUCACAGCCUUUGUGAUUGUGAUAUUUGUUGCUGCUUAUCUGUUUCGAGAAUGGGUGAUGCAAAACUUACCUGCAGUAGAACAACAGCAACAACAACAACAACAACAACAA